CGGAGGGUGAGCUGAUCCUCAGUAUUUGUGCUUGUGUGUGUGCGCGCGUGUGUGAGAGGAAGGAAGAGACGAAAGAGAGACCUGCUCACACGGAGACCCACUCCCUCACACACUCUCGCUCUCUUCUCUCUCUUUCUCGGAGCCGGGGGAGAAACCGGGAAGGCAAGAAUGAGGAAGAGGUCCGCUGCGCUGCGCGCCUCGUUUCAGCGAAUGCGGGAUUGCUGAUGAAGCGCCGCUCCGGUCAUCCGAGCAUACAGGUCACUCAGGUCGCGCUGCAUGGAAACAAGGAGUAGGCAAGAAGAGCAAAAGAUAACGGCAACACAUAAAGGGAAAACACUGUGUGUGCAUGGGAAUCCGGACUACUCUUCCCUCCCUUUGUGCGUCUCGGUGGUUGGAUACGCUGUCCUGACUAGCGUAUAAGAGCUCCCUGCGUCUCCAUUACCGUUCCCCACUACGGGCUUUACCUCUGCCACCACUCCUCCUGCUAUCACUCCUUCUACUUGCUGGCAUUGCAAGAAAAGCUGUAUUACUACUCUACUACGAACUGUCAACUCCGGAUUGAAAAAGGUUCAACAUCCCCAUUAAACUUCAGCAGAGAGUUCCAGUUUUACCAUCAACAUGGGCUACAGGUACCAGUCUUCUGUCAUAUCUCCUGCGCUGAGACUAGCAGUUGUUACUGUGAUCCUCCUCCUCGAACCCCGGACCAUACUGGCUGGCACCGCUCCUGAGCAAAGCCUGGGCAGCUCUGUUUCAGCCGUGUCUACAAAUAAAACGGAGUGCAGCAAGCCUGAAGAGUGUGCAAACGGGGUGCUGCUACCGAUUUGGGAGCCCCAAAACCCAUCGUUUGGGGAUAAGGUUGCCAGGGCAACAGUUUAUUUUGUGGCUCUGGUCUACAUGUUCCUUGGUGUGUCAAUCAUUGCAGACCGUUUCAUGGCGUCAAUAGAGGUCAUUACAUCACAGGAAAAAGAGAUUACCAUCAAGAAGCCCAACGGAGAAACCACCAAAACUACGGUCCGGAUCUGGAACGAGACUGUCUCUAAUCUCACCCUCAUGGCUCUGGGCUCAUCUGCUCCUGAAAUCCUACUAUCUGUUAUAGAAAUAGUGGGUCAUGGGUUUGAGGCUGGCACACUGGGCCCAUCUACUAUUGUGGGUUCUGCAGCGUUCAACAUGUUUGUCAUCAUUGGGCUGUGCGUGUAUGUUGUGCCCGAUGGCGAGACAAGGAAGGUCAAGCACCUCCGCGUCUUCUUUGUCACCGCUGCCUGGAGUAUCUUUGCCUACAUAUGGCUCUACCUGAUCCUGUCAGUGAUCUCCCCUGGUGUUGUGCAGGUCUGGGAAGGCCUGCUCACAUUCCUCUUCUUCCCCAUCUGCGUCGUGUUUGCCUGGGUGGCAGACCGCCGGCUGUUGUUCUACAAGUACGUGUACAAGCGGUACCGCACCGGCAAGCAGCGUGGCAUGAUCAUUGAGACGGAGGGAGAUCGUCCGCUUCCUUCCAAGGUGGACAUUGAAAUGGAUGGAAAGAUGCUGAACUCUCAUGGUGUUGACUUCCUGGAUGGUCCACUGGGUUUGGAUAUAGAUGAGAAGGAUUUGGAUGAGGAAGAGACCCGCAGAGACAUGGCUAAGAUCCUGAAGGAGCUCAAACAGAAACACCCUGACAAGGAGGUGGAACAACUCAUUGAACUGGCCAACUACCAAGUCCUGAGCCAGCAGCAGAAAAGUCGAGCUUUCUAUCGGUGCCAGGCCACUCGACUCAUGACAGGUGCUGGCAAUAUUCUGAAGAAACACGCUGCUGAUCAGGCGCGAAAGGCUGUCAGUAUGCACGAGGUUCGCUCUGACGCUGGUGACAAUGAUCCAAUCUCUAAGAUCUUUUUUGAGCCGGGCUCCUACCAGUGUCUUGAGAACUGUGGCACAGUGGCUGUGAAUGUGGUGCGGCGAGGUGGUGAUCUGGCCAAAACCAUUUCUGUGGAGUAUCGGACGGAAGACGGCACAGCCAACGCCGGCUCUGACUACGAAUUCACGGAGGGCGUCGUGGUGUUCAAGCCGGGCGAGACCAUGAAGGAAAUUCGCGUGGGCAUCAUCGACGACGACAUCUUUGAGGAGGAUGAAAACUUUCUUAUUCACAUUUCCAAUGUCAAGGUUUUGACCUCAGAAGGUGAGGAGCCAGAGGAAAACGAAUCAGCUAAUCAUGUGGACUCUGUGGCGUGUAUUGGCAUACCAUCGACCGCCACCGUUACCAUAUUCGACGAUGACCACGCCGGUAUCUUUACCUUCGAGGAACCUGUUUGCCAUGUCAGUGAGAGCGUUGGUACAAUGGAGGUGAAAGUGCUGAGAACCUCUGGAGCUCGCGGUGUGGUCAUGCUGCCAUACAAGACGGUGGAAGGGACUGCUCGAGGCAACGGGGAGGACUUUGAAGACACCCAUGGCGUCCUUGAAUUUCAAAAUGACGAGAUUUUUAAAACCAUCAAGGUGAGAGUAAUUGAUGACGAGGAGUAUGAGAAGAACAAAACCUUCUACAUUGAGAUCGGGGAGCCUCGCCUGGUGGAGAGCGACGACGCCAAAGGUCGGGAAGAGGAAGAAAAGCCAAAGGCAGAGGGGGAGGAAGAAGAGCCUCUGACAGGAAAAGACGAAGAGGAUCGACGUAUAGCGGAAAUGGGCCGUCCCAUGCUUGGAGAUCAUGUCAAACUGGAGGUCAUCAUUGAGGAAUCAUACGAGUUUAAGAACACUGUAGACAAGCUGAUAAAGAAGACCAACCUGGCUCUGCUGGUAGGAACCAACAGCUGGAGAGACCAGUUCAUUGAAGCCAUCACUGUAAGCGCAGGUGAAGAUGACGAUGACGAGGAGUGCGGUGAGGAGAAACUCCCCUCAUGCUUUGACUACGUCAUGCACUUCCUCACCGUCUUCUGGAAGGUUCUGUUUGCCUUCGUCCCGCCCACUGACUACUGGAGCGGCUGGGCCUGCUUCGUUGUCUCCAUCUGUAUGAUUGGACUACUUACUGCUGUCAUUGGGGAUCUGGCGUCUCAUUUUGGCUGCACCGUGGGUCUGAAGGACUCGGUCACAGCGGUUGUAUUUGUGGCACUAGGAACUUCUGUGCCAGAUACAUUUGCCAGUAAAGUUGCAGCUAUACAAGAUCAGUAUGCAGAUGCAUCCAUUGGUAAUGUGACGGGCUCCAAUGCUGUCAACGUGUUCCUGGGCAUUGGGGUGGCGUGGUCCAUCGCCGCCAUUUACCACAACAGCAAGGGCCGUGAGUUUAAGGUGGACCCUGGCACUCUGGCUUUCUCCGUUACACUCUUCACCAUAUUUGCCUUUAUCACCGUUGCCACGCUGAUGUACCGACGGAGACCAGAAAUCGGCGGGGAGCUUGGCGGGCCUCGGACUCCGAAGGUCCUGACCACCAUGCUGUUCAUCAGCCUGUGGCUUCUCUACAUUCUCUUCUCCUCACUGGAGGCCUAUUGCCACAUCCAAGGCUUUUAAGAGAACGCAAGACGCCGAAGAGAGAAGGGCGGGACGGAGGAACAAGAAGGAUGGAAGAAAGGGAAAAUAAAGGAAUGGAUUCUUUGAAAUUAAGGUUGUCUUAUUGAUCUAUUACUCCCUACCUUUUGUGCAAUACAUAAAAUGACAAAUGAAUGGAUGUAUGUACAGACGAAGGACUUUCAGAUGCACUCGAGCAUCGGAAAAGGCAGUGUAAGGAAGCAACGAUGCAUGGAAGGACUUCAUACUUGAGAAUCUAAGCCACUACAGAAAUUUUUCAACUGAUGGGGAAAAGGAAUAAAAAAAAAAAUAAUAAUAAUUACUUUUUUUUUUUUUCCCUCACGCCACAAAUGCACACACACCAAGCUAUCUUGACCAAAUCCAUGUUCAAACACAUAAAACAGAUUUACUGGCAUGCAUAGAUGUAAUACUGUAAAUGUCUUUUGUUCCAGCUCAAUCUGAGAUAGAAAAUCCCAAAUCACGUCAUGGGGCGGGACAUUUAAUCAGAUCCUCACUGUUCCAAGUGUGAAGAUGUGGCCUAAACAGCACGAUCUGCAGACCUCCUCAACUUGGAGCAAUGAAUUCCUUUCCGUCCAGCUCCAAACGUGUCGGGAUGUGCGCGCAUGUCCAGGCAAAGCUCGAUACACACACACAAAAAAAAAAAAAAAACGUUAUUCUUGGCCACAUUCGCUUAUUGACAACAAACUCUGUGUCUGCAGGAGUUACGACGGUGUGUUUAUGUGCUUAGGCGCGAUAGGAAGAUGGUAAACUACUGUGAAAAAUAAAUGCCUCUUGUUUUUUGCUGUUGCUGCGUAAGACAAAAAUGCUAUUGUACCUGAGAUCUUCUUGACUUUCUCAGCUUGUAGAAAUGCUGAUUUGGACUUGUGGGAGGGGCUCGUUCCGUGUGGGCGAAACUUCGAUCAUUGCUGCGGUGGCACGUGUACAUACUCUGAGGCGGACGUACGUUUCAGCUCGAUUGACUUCAUUCUGAAUGUCUCGGUUAUGCCACACGCCCCUCAAGUGUGGGCCCUUAUUCUGUCGCUUAUACUGUAGAUGUAAACAAUUUAAGAUCCUAUCUGAAUCAGAGUUGGUGGUGGGGGGUUAGUGUGCUUUUACCUUUAAUAAGGCCAUGUCUGAGAAGACAGACUGGCCGCUCUACCGUUGAAAACUGUCAGAGAAACCAUAGUCGUUGCAUUGAUAUCAAAGUUAAACUUGUGUGUGUGUUGCUGUUGUUCUUUUUUUUUUUUAUCUAGGACUCUGUUUUUUAACUAUUUAGAUUUCUGCAACCAUAUUUCUGUCAAAUCAUUGCAAUAUAAUUUGAAAAAUAAUAUAGAUGCAAAUAUCUGCUAAACCUGAUGGACCAUCUGUCAGUUUGAUUCACUCAACAACUUUGGACUAUAUCCUGUCUCCUUAGAAACCUGUUGGCUGUUCAGUGGACUAUUUGAAUAUAUCUAAUAUCAAGGGCUUUGUUACAACAAACUGCUCAUUCCUGAUCCCGCCUUUUGGUUUAAAAUUGACUCUCACUUGAUUAUUGGCCCAACGGACUUGACUAGAAAUUGUAUCGCUAGUUGGAGGGAUACAAUUUCGACUGCAGCUGUGUUCCACAAAACAUCGUAUUUAGGUUCUUAAUCUACAUACACUCAAACCACCAUAAAGCUAUAGCUCUUUUCAGGGUGAAUUAUAAAGGGUUUUAACAGCAUCCUUUUGGCCAAACCCUUUUAAUGCCAUUUUGUUUUACAUAUCUUUUUUCCAAACUGUCCAUUUUCAAGACUAAGUCAGUAUAAAACAUCCUCCUCACAUGACUGUACUGAAGUAACCGUUCUGAUUUAACAUCAGCAGUCAGUAUUUAUUCCACACAUAAACACCAUUAAAUUAAUUAUGCUUAAUGCAGAGUUUUGUUCACCAGGUUGAACCAAGGUGAUGAUUUUGGAGUCCUUAUUUAAUAUAAGUGGGACUCUAAUAAGCUCUUUUGAUUUUCUGCAUGUGGAGAAUGAGCACCGGCCAAAAAGACGUCUGUUAUUCUGGAUCUAAGCCGAAACUGAAGUGCUAUGUUGGAACAGCUGAAAAUAAGACUCUAAGACCUUUUUAUGCUUCUGGUUCACUGGUGAAAUAAUAAUAAAAAAAUCCCGUUUUGCUUUAUAAUGCACAAGGUUAUUGAACACAUUUCAAUGUCUGAUUGCACACAGGGCAGUGGUCCAAAUGAGUUUAGUAAUCACUGAAAAGAAAAAAAAGUAGUUGACUUUAAAAUAUCAGCUUUGCUGUCUGUUCAUAGUACGUACCACGCAUUGCAAACGAAAGCCAAAACUCAUUGGAAACCACACAUUGGAACAGUGAACAUCCCCCUAAGAUGUUGGUGCAAAACAUGCUUGACAUCAACUUGAAAAAAAUGAGCCCAAAACAUUAAGAAGCCUUUUUUCUUACUGUGAGAGAAGUUUAGACUUCAGACUGUUAUUUUAUUUAUUCAGCUACAACCAUAAAGAUCUUGGUGUACACACACUUGUACUAUAGCACUACUGUAUGCAAGUUAAUUGGCAAGAUUUUCCCAUGUGAAAUGUUUUUUUUUUUUAACUCGAUGUUCAAUAGGCAGUAUUUUUAAACUUUAUCUGUAAAAUACUUAGUCUGGACUAGAUGUAAACCAUUGUAAACUUAGCAGUGAUCUUGUCAGAGACCGUUGUCGAUACCAGUGAGAGUCGAGCGGAGGCCUUCAUUGGAUGUAGAUCCAAAGCAUUUUGAAGGAGGACCUUUCAAAUGUUUCAGGUUUUCUAAAAUAAUCAAGUAGAGUUGCAGAAGAUUAUAGCGGAUAACACUUGAUCAGAUGAAGAUCCAGCAACAUGGCUCAGACGGCCUUUAGGUUCUUUUUUUUUAUUUUAUUUUUUUUAUGGAUUGAUAAUGAAACAAAAUGGCAGACAAAGACUGAAAUAUGUGAAGCUCCGUAUUAGACAGCGGUUGUCAUAUAAAGUCUUUGGAGUGGCAGUUUACCCCUAUUUUGCCAAAGGGAUAUCUUUCUAUCAGAAAUAUUUGUAACCAAUCCAGUCAAAGGUUUUCUAAUCAACAUCUCUUUCCAAAACACCAAAUAAACUUCACAUUUCUUUAAGAAGCUACAGGAAGUACGUGUUGUUUAAACCUAACUCAAACCUUUCUAGUUCAAUUUUUAUGUAUGUGUCUCUUCACUGGCAAGGAGCUGAAGAUUUAUACACUGUAUUCAAUUUCAACUAAAGGUAUGCUAGCACACGCAAAAAAAACAAAAACAAACAAGAAACUGCAUUGAUUUUAAAUGACUUCAAGACAUGAAUUUUCUUAGAUGCUGCAGAAUCGUGUUGGAUUUACUUUUAAAACAAGCCUACAGGAAUGAAGUACUUGCAGCAAUGCAGUUUUUUGCAUUCAGUCCCAUUUGUCGAGCAGUUUUACCAGAAGCAAACAUUUUUCUUUAGCUUAAAAGGCUGGCACUCUUUUGCAACACCAGCUUUGUUGCACACAGUUUCUAUGUUACUACCUUGACUGACGAGCUUCUCCGACACGAAGCUAACGGCAGCUCUUAGCGCGGUUUAAACCAAGGUGGAAAACUUAUUUACGGCUAGCAAAUUUUUAGCUGCAACCAGCAGGUUUGCUAGUUGGCACUGUAAAUACUAAACAGGCAGUUUUCUUAGUUUGUUUUUUUUAUUAUAAUUUGUAAACCAAUUUUUCUUAGCGAAGGAAUUGCAGUAGCUCUUCAGUUAGCAUUUUUGCUUGGGCCUCCAAGUGACGGAGUCUAGAUAACAAACAAAAAGAAAAGGAAUAUGAUGGCUAACACAAAAGAGCUGUAGACUGCAGUCAUUUGGACUUCUUUUGCUGUUUAAUGGUAGGAUUUUGAAAUGAAGAAAAAGCCUUGCACCGCUUCGUGUUGCUAAGUGAAACGGCUGCCGAACCGUUUCACUAGCAGAGUUGCUUCUGAUGUAAACAGAUUUUUUUUGGUUUUAUGACUGAUUUACACAGUAUUUACAAUGUUCCUGUAAAAAAAAUAAUAAUCCAGUGGUGUUGAAUCAGUUGUGAACCAUUAAUAAUGUUGCUACUAAUGUAAAAGUUGAUAUUUCUCCGUUGCCUAAUUCACUCCUUAACUGACCGACUGUCUGAAAGAGUGAGAAAUAAUGCAACGCUGGACAGUCAAACAAAUGAGGGAAAGGUAAGGAUGGAAGGUUUGGACACUCUCUGGUGCAAGGCGAGCAAAAAAAAAAAAUGAACCGGUACUGUUACCAGAGCUUUUCUCUACCUUUAAAGUAACGUUUAAGAGAUACAAAUACAGGAUGCUAACAAGGAAGACAGAAGGUUAAAAAAAAGAAUAUGUGGAGGAUGAAUAUAAAUAAAAAAUAAUGAAGUUACAGCCAUACAUCAAUUUCUGGGCCAGUGAGACACAAUGGACUCCUCCUGCCCAGCAUAUGUAUUGUUAUGAAGUCUUAUCUGUCCUCGUGUGUUUUCAUUCCCUCUUGAAAUGUCCUGCAAAAGUAACCAAAACGCAGUUAUUUUUCAGUUAUUUCCUCCCAAAAGCCCCCCCUUUUUACCCCCACUCUGUCUCCCCCUAUGCCACGUUUUCCAUGUUUUGGAAUGUCGAUGUGCUACUUGUUGACACUGUGCAUGAAUGAUGACAUGCCUGUACAUACGUAGUUAUAAUCGUUUCCCAUUCCUACGGUGUUAACGGGAAGAGGUUCGAAUGUUGUACAGAUUUUGAUUUUUCUGUUCAUCUUUUACUUAGUUACAGUUUGGGUGUAGAGCUAACUCUUUUUUUUUUUUUAAAUCAGACAAAGCUGCAAAGUCUCUUUGAAUUAAUUGCACAUCAUUACCAAGAUUUAUGUUAAAAAGGCAAUAUCUGCUGUUAUUGAAUGAGAGAGGAGAUGAUGGAGUUAUAUAUCUUAAAUAUAUAUGGGAAUUGCAUGGGUUAUUUGUAAAAAAAGAAAAAAAAAAAAAGAAAAUAUGGGGAAAAAAAACAUGGCUUGCUACUUUUAAUACCAUGGCUGUAUACUGACAAAUGAGGAAUACUGUAUGUACAUCUAAAUGUUAUUUUGUCUUUAAAGAAAUCAUAUUGUGUGUAUAUACUGUACAGUGUUAUCAGUGAGAUGGCCUAUAUGGCCAUACACUAACCAUAGAGGAUUAACUCAGCAUAUUUAUUUAAAAGGAAAAAAAAAACACUCGCUACACUCAAGAAUGACAUAUAUUGCCUUUUUGGAGAAGUUAAGAACUAGUCUCUCUCUCUGUGUCUUGCUCUCUCUCACUCUCUCUCACUCUCUCUCCAGAUUUUUCUUUCCUAGAAGGUGUGUUUUUACUUUUUAACUCUACGAUCUUGUUCCCUGUGCUCUUUAUUUUUCUGUUGGGGGUUUUAAAGUCAAGUGGUUGCCGUCCAUUUCAGGCCACGCCAUAUUUUCUGUUGAUCUUUUUGCAUACAGUAUGCCUGGCUGCUUUCCACACUGACUCAACAGAAUCUCCAUGUUGACCCCUACACCCCCCCUUCCCCCUGAAUUUCUGUCUUGUGCCUCCUUAUAUAGUUACGCACAACAUAUCUGCAUGUGUCCUCAGUGGUCUUUCUGUCUCAUAGUCAUUUGUCUGUAUUUAAGCUGCCAUCUGUCUUGUUCUAAACCAUCUGUUUUAUUUCUUGGUUGCAAAAUCCCUUUGCUUUCAUAUUUCUUUUUUUUUUCCCUAAUCCCUCAAAUGUAUCUUUAACUACGACAACUCUUUCUUUAAUACGCUUUUUCUGUCCUCCUUUUACCUCUCCAGCAACGUAGUUGGAGAACUUCACGUUUGUCGAUUUGGUGUGUUUUUCUUUUAAAUGGAACAAUAACACAAGUUAGGUUUGCAAUAAUUACUUUUUUUUUUCUUCUCUCAUUUUGUUUUUGAUUCUUGUGCGCCUCUUUGUUGGCAUGUACAUGUGUUUUUAAUUUUUGUUAAAUACCAAUGGAUAGGCAGAAGGUUGUUCUGUAUGUGUGUCGCCACUAACUGUGACUGCUCUCCAUGGUACUUCUGAUGAAUCCAGUAAAAUAAAGUUUGGGAUACCCAGUUUCAAAGACA
Messenger RNA from Fundulus heteroclitus (mummichog), 9498 nucleotides. RefSeq names its product solute carrier family 8 member 1b (gene slc8a1b). Gene Ontology annotation, biological process: sodium ion transmembrane transport; calcium ion import across plasma membrane; cell communication. Gene Ontology annotation, cellular component: sarcolemma; axon; postsynapse. The record is from RefSeq and is a predicted model, not a curated record. Gene Ontology annotation, molecular function: calcium:sodium antiporter activity. The transcript has 11 exons. Bases 619 to 3468 code for a protein of 949 amino acids. NCBI's taxonomy places the organism in Eukaryota, Metazoa, Chordata, Actinopteri, Cyprinodontiformes, Fundulidae.